AUGCCCGUUCUGAGAGCACACCGGCCUUCUUUUCGCCUCCAGCCUCUAAUCCUCCGGCCGGCCAAGCAAAUAUAUUUCCCAUUCUCCCCCCACCACACCCAUCCCGACAACAAUCCUCCCACACGCCUCCCCCGCACUCUGCACACAACCACAUACAGACGCUCUCUUAAGCAUGCAAACACAUGCAUAUAUUUCCAUGUGCUCACAUCUAUCCGAGUGCAUGUGCUCAUUUCUGCAGAUAAAUAUUAUGCUAGCAAAUAUGUUUAUGAACCAGCCAGUCCUGCCGACUCAGUUCCUUUGCGCCUCUCUUCAGCGACCUGUUGCCAUGAGCUGACGGAGCCCAAACCCUACAAAAGGUCGGCUGCAAAGUGCCCUCCUCGACGCGUUCAGAGCAUAGUUGGGUUGGGGACGAUCCAUUUGGCCCAUUGCUCGCCCUCUCCGUUUGCCAAUGUCCACAGCUGCCGCUCCCUUAUUCGGUCGCCAUGGCUGCCCUAUUUUAGAUUGCCAAGUUGUACGACGCUCGCCGAGACGACCGGUUGUUGUGUGCAACAGACUUUCUGCAUAUUCACUUUCAACCGUCGACAUUGUCAAGGCUUCAUGGGAAAAAGUGUAUUUCGCAAAAAGUAUUCACAUCCCGGUGGGAGUGACCUCGCCUCGACUGGUCUCGCUCGCACCCUCGGCGGGACUCGGGCUCAGGCAGAACCCACCGAAUCGUCCAGCCUAGACUUGAUAAGCCUCGGAGAAAAAGGAGAGGUGGAGCUUUUUGUGGUCAUUUUGACCGAGUGGCAAGAAAGAUUGAAUUUCGAAAAGCGUUCUAUUCCAGUCACCUGCGCCCAGCACUGGGAUACCGGUUCAAGGGCCCUUUUCCACGUGAAAAGAGAGGGACACAAACUCUAUCAUCCGUUGGCAAGAUUUUCCUUUCCGCAAUCGUUCGACGCCCUAACGGCCAUGGCGAUAGGACAAGGUUCCUUUGGGUUCAACGCUCGGCGGUAUGAGUCCGACCAGCACAAGCGUUGGCAGCAUCCGAAACGAACGUGA
Protopolystoma xenopodis is the source of this 1038-nucleotide messenger RNA. NCBI's taxonomy places the organism in Eukaryota, Metazoa, Platyhelminthes, Monogenea, Polystomatidea, Polystomatidae. The record is from the annotation of a GenBank genome assembly.